AGUGUUCAAUAGAGUGUCCGUCAGUAAAGACGUCGAUUUAGAAAUUACAAUGUUUUUGAGCUGAUACGAGAUGAUGUUAAUCCUGAUAUGGCUUUUGGUGCUGAUAGCAACAUUGACAAUAUACUUCUGGAAGAGGUACUCAAGGUUUUCCGAGUAUGGAGUGAAACACUUCAGUCCAGUCCCAUUGCUUGGCAACAUGACGGCCAUCGUGUUCCGUUUUAACCACUUUACCGAUCAAAUUCAGAGUCUCUAUGACGCAUUCCCUGAUCAGAGCUUUGUUGGAUGGUACGAGUUCAUGAAACCAAUGAUAAUGAUAAAAAACAUUGAACUUAUCAAGAAAGUUACCAUCAAAGACUUUGAACAUUUCCUGGACCACAGGACCAUAGUCGAUGAGAAGAUCGACCCCUUCUUUGGGAGGAACUUAUUUUCGUUGAAAGGUCAAGAAUGGAAAGACAUGCGAUCAACUCUUAGUCCAGCUUUCACCAGCUCCAAAAUGCGCCUGAUUGUGCCAUUCAUGGUAGAAGUGGGCCACCAAAUGGUAGAAACAUUAAUAAUGAAGAUCCAACAAUCAAACACACAUUAUAUUGAUAUGGACUCCAAAGACCUUACUACUCGAUACGCAAACGAUGUGAUCGCUACUUGUGCUUUCGGAUUAAAGGUUGAUUCUUUGAGGGAAAAAAAUAAUGAUUUCUAUAAGAUGGGAAAAGAGGCUUCCGAUUUCAAUAUACGAAAGUUCAUUCUAUUCUUCGCUGCGAACAGCUUCCCAAAAGUCAUGAAGUUCUUGAAUAUCCAGAUAUUCAAGGAUAUCACAAAAAAGUUUUUCAAGCAUAUUGUAAUAAGUACCAUUACCGAACGAGAGUCCCAGAACAUCAUUAGACCGGAUAUGAUCCAUUUUCUUAUGGAAGCCAAAAAAGGAAAGCUACUUCAUGAAGAGAAAGUCACAAGUAAUUACGAUACUGGCUUCUCUGCUGUAGAAGAAUCAAAUAUAGGAAUGAAAAAAGUUGAUAAAGUGUGGAGCGAUGAUGAUUUAGUAGCACAAGCGAUAUUAUUCUUCAUCGCCGGCUUCGAGACCGUCUCAUCAGCUAUGUCGUUCACACUACAUGAACUGGCAAUAAAUCCUGACGUCCAAGAUAAGUUAGUCGCUGAGAUCAGAGAGAAUGAGAAAAGGAAUGGUGGUAAAUUUGACUACAACUCCAUCCAGAAUAUGGUCUAUAUGGACAUGGUAAUAUCAGAGGUAUUAAGACUUUGGCCACCAACACUAGUAUUAGACAGGGUCUGCAAUAAGGUUUACAACAUUGGGAAAGCUGAAGAUAGCUGUGAUAAGGAGUACAUAAUUCGUAAAGGCGAAGGCGUGACUAUCCCCGUUUGGAGCAUCCACCGCAAUCCAAACUACUAUCCUGAUCCCCAUAAGUUUAAUCCUGAAAGGUUCUCAGAGAAAAACAAACACAAGAUCCAAUCUUUUACAUAUUUACCAUUCGGAAUUGGACCUAGAAAUUGUAUUGGUUCAAGAUUCGCGUUAUGCGAGAUCAAGGUGAUGUUGUAUCAACUGUUGAAGCUGAUCGAGAUAACUCCAAACGAUAGGACCGUAAUCCCGGUGAAACUCUGCAAACAAUCAUUCAACCUCAGUAUAAAGGGAGGUCACUGGGUGAGAAUGAAGAUAAGGCAAUAGACGAAGAAUAUCAUCAAUAAGAAUUAAAUGAAUUUACCAAUAAAAAUAUAAGAUUAGUAAUUGUUAAACAAUAAUAAGCGAUGAUAUCAAUGAAACUAUUAAUUAAAUAAUUCAUGUAUUUAUACAU
Messenger RNA from Diatraea saccharalis (sugarcane borer), 1796 nucleotides. The record is from the annotation of a GenBank genome assembly. NCBI's taxonomy places the organism in Eukaryota, Metazoa, Arthropoda, Insecta, Lepidoptera, Crambidae.